AAAAUAGAUCAGCCAUGUUCGCAAGCCUUGCGCACUUCGCGGAGGAGCAGCAGAUGGAGGAACUCUACAACCUUCGAUCGAUCUACGGUCAACGUAAAAGCGCUUUGGAAUUCUGCAACUCGACUUUCACAACUAUUGGUGAAAAGAAAUUCUGCAUUCUUCAUCUGUUGGAAAACGUGAAGUUUCACACUAUGUAAAAAGUCUUUAUUUGUGAUCUGAUCAUUCGAGCAUUCAAUAGAAGAGAUCUACC
Guillardia theta CCMP2712 is the source of this 250-nucleotide messenger RNA. RefSeq lists its product as hypothetical. Lineage: Eukaryota; Cryptophyceae; Pyrenomonadales; Geminigeraceae. The transcript is spliced from 3 exons. The record is from RefSeq and is a predicted model, not a curated record. Bases 15 to 197 code for a protein of 60 amino acids.